AGCGGACCCACUUCCGGUUGGCGUCAGGCUUGGAAACUCGUUGCUUCUUCGGCAGGAGGCGUGUUGCAGGAGCCGGAGCGCGUCGUUACCACGUGCUGAGCCCCGCGAGCUUCAGAGCCGGAGCCCGAGCGCUGGGUAAGUGAAGGGUGGAAGCACCGUGGAGUUAAGUGAUCUUUGUGCACGCUGCCUUACCUGAAAGAUCAUCAUCAUAAUUAUCAUUAUUAUGAGUCAUCUGGGAGAACUGAAGUUGUAAGAGGCAGGACGAUUUGGGCAGGGAGGGGCUGUUCCUUUAAAAACUAGUACGUACUAUAUAUACGCACUACUGUAUUUAUAGUGUAUACAGUAUAUAUAUAUGUAGGACGCCCCCUAAGUGAUGCUGGUUGGCUCCUCAAUAUCCUAAAUGCUCUGGUCUUCAGCUGUUGGGUCGGGACCCACUAGGUGGCUUUCAACCUGAUCCAAGGUGGGAUACCUCUUCUAAUGCAUGCAUUUCAUGUGCAAAAGCAGCUCCCAUGUGCAAUCUUUUCAGUGCUGUGCCACAGAAUCUAUUAUUAAUUGAAUUUGUUAGUCACUUUAUUUGGGACGGGGUGAGCUCCUGUUGCUCGGUCCCAGCUCCUGCCCACCUAGCAGUUCGAAAGCCCGUCAAAGUGCAAGUAGAAAGAUAGGUACCGUUCCAGCGGAAAGGUAAACGGCAUUUCUGUGCGCUGCUCUCGUUCGCCAGAAGCGGCUUAGUCAUGCUGGCCACAUGACCUGGAAGCUGUACGCCUGCUCCCUCGGCCAAUAAAGAGAGAUGAGCUCCGCAACCCCAGAGUCGUCCAUGACUGGACCUAAUGGUCAGGGAUCCAACCUUUACCUUUAUCUGGCCCAGGGCAGCCAAAAGAAACUUACAACCAACCAGGAUCUAGCAGAACUAUUGAGAAAUGCUCUCUCCCCCCUGCCCCUGCCCCUGCCGCCAAGUGAACUAGGUGUACAGUUUUGCAGAUUACAGGGAGUACAGCUUGGAGGCAGUAACACUUCUGAAUAGCAAUUGCUGGAACCGCAGGAUGAGAGGGUGCUCCUGCUUGUGGGCUUUCCAUUAGGGCGUAUGGCUGGUCACUGUGAGACUAGAUCCCCUUCCCUAUGUUUUUAGUGGUUCAUGUUUUUAUCUGUAAGCCACCUUGAGUCCCAUCAGAGAAAAGGACAGGGUAUAAACAAACAAACAAACAAAUAAUAUAGGUGGGCAUUCGGCUUGAUCUAGCAGGACUCUUAUAUUCAUAUUCCAGAUGCCAAGUUUCAUAUACAGUGGAACCUUGGUCCACGAACGCCUCUGCUCUUCUCAAAUGCCAAAAACCUGCAAGUAAAUGCUUCUGUUUUCAAAUGUUUUUCAGAACCCAAAUGUGCGAUGUGUCAUAUGAGCAUAUCAUUUGACAUUUGUAGAGGGUUGGGUCUGCUUUGUCUCCUUUUGCUUCCAAAAAUUGGUUUGAGGGAAUCCAAGCAGGACGGUUAGGGUUAUGGCCUCAGAGUACUGGAAUUUGUAGCCUAUGAAGACAAAUCUUAGCCUUUCCCCACAGGCUUUUCAGAGAAAAAUGUAAUUUAAAAAUCCGUUUAAAAAUUCUUAGACUUCUUAGGUACGUAUAGCCUAAGAAAUAUUUUAGCAAUGUUUCACUCCCAGUUGACAUACAGUGGUACCUCGGGUUAUGGAAGUAAUACGUUUUGGGGGUCCAUUCUCAACCCGAAAUUUAUGCAACUAGAGGCGUGCGCGGCGGUAGACUGCUUCUGCGCAUGCCGCUGAGACGUUCUGGUACUUCCAGGUUUGCUUCGGCUGUAAACUGGAGAUUCCGUAACCUGGAGGUUACGCAACAUGAGGUACCACUGUACAUCACUGUCUUAUUGCUCUGGCAGUCCUUUUUAAAGACAGAUCUUACAUUGUUUUGAAAUGUGUAAUUGAUGAGCAAAGGGGUAUCAGGUUUUUUGGUUUUUUAGUGAUUAUAUGACCACGUAGAGUGCCUUUUGGACCAUGGGGGGGAAAUGAAUUAACUAAAUACAUAAGAUUAUGUUGUUAUUAUUGUGGAGUGCCUAAAUUUGUACUACAUGGGUUAUAAAGUUCGCCUUUUUGUUUCAGAAAUGGUUGUGGUGAGAGGUCAGUGAUUGUCAUGUCAGGAUGGCAAAAAUUAGAACCAAAGAAUCAAAAGCCCCAGCAGGCAACUCCACAAGUAUAUCAGAAAAUUUAAAAAAACAACACAGGAAGGAGAAGAAGAAAACAUUGUUUUGGAAAAAGAAAAUCAAAGGGGCAAGGAAGAAAGCACAAAAGGAUUCCAAAGCCAUGGCAGAUAUGCCUCCGAAAAAUCCUCAGGAAGUUUCGUGCAACUGGAAGGCCUUGCAGGAGGUAUGACUGGACAAUGGUUCUCUGUUUUCUAUCUGUGAGCCUUUAUCUUCUAGAGCAGGAUGGUCCAAUAUGCAGCCACAUGCGGCCCCAGAGGCUAUUUUUGGUGGUCUUUCAGCUCCCCAUCCUCUACCUCAGCUGGAGCAGCGCAGACAUGGUGGCAAAUGUAUGUGCUGUUUCUCUUCCUCCUCCUGCUGCUGCUGCAGGUGCUCUGUGUGGUGAACACAGGCCACCACCUGGACCUGCUUGGAGCGUGGCUGCGUCCCCAGAGAAGUGGGGGGUGGGGUGUGUGUUUGUGUAUCUUGUCUCUGUAUUUCAGUGUGUGGAAUACUGUGUUUCAGUAUGGAAUACUUUGCUUUCUUUUUUUGCAAUACAGAGAAGUUCAAGCUUUCGAAUGCACCAGUUGGUGGGGAAAGGAAAAAAAUUUUGGUGCAGAGAAGUGUGGGGUGGGUGUCUGUGAACAAGCAUUUUUGGACAUGAACGUCAUAAAGUCCAAAACUUGAAACAACUUAGUAGAGUUGCCUGCGGAUGCCAACAACCAACCUCAAGGCAGACAUCAAUCCGAAUUGUGAUGAAUUCUAUACCCCAGACAUCCAUUUGAUGUUUGCAUUGUUAACAAACGUGCAUGCAUAUGUUUGUGCAUUAGGUAAAGGUACCCCUGACCGUUAGGUCCAGUCACGGACGACUCAGGGGUUGCGUGCUCAUCUCGCUCUAUAGUCCAAGGGAGCCAGUGUACAGCUUCUGGGUUAUGUGGCCAGCAUGACUAAGCCACUUCUGGCGAACCAGAGCAGCGCACGGAAAUUCCUUUUACCUUCCCACUGGAGCGGUACCUAUUUAUCUACUUGCAUGUUGACGUGCUUUCGAACUGCUAGAUGGGCAGGAGCUGGGAUCGAACAACGGGAGCUCACCCCAUUGCAGGGAUUCGAACUGCCGACCUUCCAAUUGGCAAUCCCUAGGCUCUGUGGUUUAGACCACAGCGCCACCCGCAUCCCCUUUGUGCAUUAGAUUUGUUUAAUAAAUAAAUAUCUUAAAUCCGCUAAUUGCAUAUUUAAUUAAAUAUAUUAAAUAAUAUUGACUAUAUUGCAAGCACAUUAAUUUACAUUACGGAAAUUUAAUUCAUUGUGCAGCCCCCAGAUUCUGUGUUGAAGUAUGCUUGCGGCCCAUUUGGUGUUAGACGUUGCACCACCCUGUUCCAGAGGAUAUGACAAGAGUUGCGUGUCUUGGUUGUGAAAGUCCUGUGUUAAACCCUCACUUGGUCUUCUGUAGUUAUUGUUAGCCUUCCUGGUGGAGAUUACAAUGUGGUUGUUGAGGGGUGUGAGAGUGUUAUGGGGACCAUGGAUUACAAAAUUUUUGCAGAUAUUUUGGCUAAGAGAUUUAAAAAAGUGUUGAUGGAAGAGAUUCACAAAGACCAAGCGGGCUUUCUCCCAAGAAGACAUUUGUCUGACAAUCUGAGGAAUAUAAUUGAUAUUUUGGAAAAACUAGAAGUGAACAUAAACACUAAAGCAGUUUUGAUAUUUGUAGACGCGGAGAAAGCCUUUGACAACAUUUCUUGGAAUUUUAUGAAGAAGAAUCUACAGGGUAUGGGGGUAGGCCAAGGUUUUGAGAAUGGUAUAAGUGCAAUUUAUUCAGAACAAAAGGCUAAAAUAAUUGUAAAUAAUGUUGUGACGGAAGAACUUAAAAUUGAAAAAGGGGCACGACAAGGUUGCCCAAUUUCCCCACUUCUUUUUAUUUCGGUCCUGGAGGUUUUGCUGAAUAUGAUUAGAAGGGACCAGUUGGUUAAAGGUAUACAGGUUGGAACUAAACAGUACAAAUUGAGAGCAUUCGCAGAUGACUUAGUAUUGACGUUACAGGAGCCAGAAUCUAGUACUAAAAGGGUUUUAGAACUGAUUCAAGAAUUUGGUCAAGUGGCAGGAUUUAAAUUGAACAAGUCAAAAACUAAGGUUUUAGAGAAAAAUUUAACACCGAUUGAAAGAGAGAGGUUUCAGAAUGAGACAGGUUUAACAGUGGUUAAGAAAGUUAAAUACCUGGGGAUUAACAUGACAGCAAAAAAUGGGAACUUAUUUAAAGAUAACUAUGAAAAAUGUUGGGCUGAAGUGAAAAAAGAUUUAGAAAUUUGGUCAAAUUUGAAGCUUUCACUGCUGGGCUGUAUUGCUGCGAUAAAAAUGAAUUUAUUGCCUAGAAUGUUGUUUUUGUUUCAAACUUUGCAAAUUGUGGACAAAAUGGAUUGUUUCAAGAGGUGGCAGAAAGAUAUUUCUAAAUUUGUCUGGCAGGGCAAGAAGCCCAGAAUAAAAUUUAAAAUACUAACGGAUGCAAAGGAAAGAGGUGGAUUUGCCCUGCCAGACCUCAAACUUUACUAUGAAUCAGCAGCUUUUUGCUGGUUGAAAGAAUGGCUACUUCUUGAAAACACUGACACUAGAAGGUUUUAACAGUGUAUUUGGAUGGCAUGCAUAUCUAUGGUAUGAUAAGGUCAAAGCACAUAAAGCAUUCAAAAACCACAUUGUCAGGAAAGCGCUGUUUAAUGUUUGGAUAAGAUACAAGGAUUUAUUAGAAAACAAAACCCCAAGGUGGCUGUCACCAAUGGAAGCGAAAGCCUUGAAAAGGUCAAUAUGGAGGUCAAAUGGCCCAAAUACGGGGAAAUGUUGGAACAAGAUGGAGAUAGACUGACAGUGCCGCGUUUUGAAAAAUUAAAAACAAAGUGCGAGACUGGCUUCAUUAUUUUCAGAUAAUGGAGGCAUUUAAAUUGGACAAGAAAAUUGGCUUCCAGGUGGAAAGAUCAAAAUUAGAAACUGAACUGUUAGAACCCAAAACUAAGAAUUUGUCAAGAAUGUAUAACUUGUUGCUGAAAUGGAACACUCAGGAUGAAACGGUAAAAUCGGCUAUGAUUAAAUGGGCACAAGACGUUGGACAUAACAUUAUGUUUGCUGACUGGGAACAGUUGUGGACCACAGGUAUGAAAUUUACGGCAUGUAAUGCCUUAAGAGAGAAUAUUAUGAAAAUGAUAUACAGGUGGUACAUAACCCCAGUCAAGCUUGCAAAAAUCUAUCAUUUGCCCGAUAACAAAUGUUGGAAAUGUAAAGAAACUGAAGGUACAUUUUUUCACCUUUGGUGGACGUGCCCAAAGAUUAAGGCUUUCUGGGAAAUGAUAUAUAAUGAAUUUAAAAAGGUAUUUAAAUAUACCUUCCCCAAGAAACCAGAGGCCUUCCUCCUGGGCAUAGUCGGCCAAAUGGUGUUAAAAAAGGAUAGAACUUUCUUUAUGUAUGCAACAACAGCAGCAAGAACACUCAUCGCAAAGUAUUGGAAGACACAAGAACUUCCCACGCUGGAGGAAUGGCAGAUGAAACUGAUGGACUAUAUGGAACUGGCGGAAAUGACUGGCAGAAUCCGUGACCAGGGAGAAGAGUCGGUGGAGGAAGAUUGGAAGAAAUUCAAAGAUUAUCUACAGAAACACUGCAAAAUUAAAGAAUGUUAAGUGAUGUUGAAUUGAAAAUAAGUGGUUUCCAGCUGUACAGGAUAAAGUUAUAGAUAGACUAAGAUUAAAGAUUAGGAUUAAAGAAGUUUAAGGAAAUGGAAAUUUGGUACUUAAGAGGUAAAAUUUUAAUGCUAUAUUACAUUAAGAUUAAAGAUUAGGAUUAAAGAAGUUUAAGGAAAUGGAAAUUUGGUACUUAAGAGGUAAAAUUUUAAUGUUAUAUUACAUUAAGAUUAAAGAUUGGGAUUAAAAAAGUGGAAAAGAAAUUGCAGGACAAACAAUUUGGACUGGAAUACAAAAGAGGGAGGUAUGAGGAAGUCCAGAAAAUAAGUAAAUUCAAAAACGGAAAUGAAAAGGUGAUAUUGUUUUUAAUUGCUCUGUUUCUUUUUUUGUUUUUUGUUCUCUGUGUUUUUCUUCUUUUUUUGGAUUAUGUAUUGUGUAUUUGUGUAUUUCUUUUUUAUGUUUUUCUCUCUAACUUUUUAUUGAAACCUUAAUAAAAAUCAUUUAAAAAAAAAACCAAAGAGUGUUAUGGGGACCAGAUAGGAAUCUGCUUGGGCUGGAGUCUCUGUUUGCCGACACCAAAUUGGAAUUGCACUGAUUUGCGUUUCUUGGUUUGUUUUUCAGCUUCUGAAACCAAAGGCUGCCAUUCUGGAUUCCGCUCUUACUGCCCCCAGCACACAUUCCAAGGGCAAAAACAAGGCCAUAGAGGGAGGAGCUGCCCUCAAAAUGCCAAAGGUAAACGGAAGUGAGAGGAUGCUGGCAUCCAAGCCUCCAGAAAAGGCCAAGAAGAAUCAGGCUGAACAUUUUGCUCAUCCAGUUUCUGCAAGCUCUGAAAAGCCUGUACAUGGAAAGAACUCGCACCAGGCCCAGGAGGAUGGAAAAGGGCCCAAGGGAGGCCCUAGAAGGGGCAAUGUUGAGAGGAACUAUGGGGACAUUAAAGAGAAAAGAAGGAAAGCAGAAGAAGAAGUGGAACCAAAGCCAGCAGAGUAAGUCUUUUUCAGCCUUGUGCUUAAUGAUUUUUAGGCAGAGCUGGCAAAAGAGCUCAGGUUUCUCAGCACCAGCUGCAGAUGUAUAGGCCCCUAGUUCCUUCAUGCAGCACACAGUUAAAUUGUGGAACUCCCUUCCACAGGAGGCAGUGAUGGCCACCAACUUAAUGACAUUAAGAGAGGAUUAGCCUUCUCCUUCUCCAUGAAUUUGUCUAUCAGUGGCUGCUAGUCAGGAUGGCUAUGCUCUUGUCUCCACAUUUGGAGGCAGUAAUGCUUCCAAAUACAGGUUGCUGGAAAUCACAGAAGGGGAGAGAUGCCCUUGUGCUCAGUUCCUGUUUGCAGGAAGUCCCGCAGGCUUCUGGUUAGCCACUGUGGGAACAGGAUCCUGAGCUAGAUGAGCCAUUGGUCUUCUUAUCUUCCUGUGUAGGAGCUUGGCAACAGGCAGAACCAAAAUAAUUUCACUUGUAGCCACUUGUGAAACUACCUGCUGUGUAUUUCAGGUGGAGGUUGGGUGUGUGUUUAAAUUUGCAGAUCAGUUGGGUAGCAACUCUUUAAGACAGAGCAGUCCCACUGAGAUCAACAUCUGAUUUGCAGCGUUGAAAAUUUUAUGGGCAUGUUCAUCAAACAUGUUUACAUAGAAACUGUGCUGCACGGACCGUUUCUAUUACCAGUCACACUUUUUACAGGCACUAUGGACACCCCAUUAAGAUAUGAUGCAUUCCCUGCCCUCGUUUUCCAUACCACAAAUAAUUUUAUACACUUCUAUCAUGUUGCUUCUUACUUGCCUCAUCUCUAAAUUUAAAAAGCCCCAAAUGUUGUAACCUAUCCCUAUAAGGAAGUUGUCUUAUUAAAUCUGAGUUACUUGAAGAAGAUGCAUCACGUUUAUAGCUUACACUUAGGGAGGUAUACAAAGGAUUAUGCCAUUCUUAUUCUCACAACAACCUUAUAAGGUGGGCAAGGCUAAGUGAUAAAGAGUGGCCCAAAUGAGCUCCUUGGCUACAUGGAGACAUGAAAUCACCCAUCUCCAUUGCAGCUGUUUGACUCUUCUGCCUGGUUAAUACUUUGUGCCUUUUUUGGUCACCUGUCUUUUGCUUUCCCUUCUAGUAUCUGGUUUGAUGAUGUUGAUCCUGAUGAUAUCGAGGCAGCCAUGGGUCCAGAAGCAGCAAAAAUUGCCCGGAAAAAUCUGGGCAUCCCAGAAGUCAGACCCCAGCAGUUAGCAGAAGUAACACUGGUUAAAGAAAAGGCUUUUGAAGGGUAAAUGUUUCUCAGUAAAGCUAAUACUUAAUAGCACAUGGCUUUGAACUGUUGCAGCAAUAUUAAUUGAAUAUUAAACUGCCUUUGAAUUGAUGGAUAAAUAGAUUCAUUAACUACAUCUUCAUUUUAUUAAAAGAAAAUUCAACAGAGGAGCAGUAUGAGACAUUAAGAGCUUAUAGUUUAAUGGGGGAAAUUCUGAUUCUCACUGUUAAAAGAAAAAAAACCAACAUCUUCAAUAUUUUCUGCUUUGUUCCUGUUAACAGUUAAUAUGCUGGAACUAAAAUAGCCUGGGAGUGAAAAUGCACGCGCACAGAAACACCAGCAUGCUCUUAACACACAGCACCACCAUUUGAAAAUUUGUCCUUGUCAAUUUGUUGAAGAAGCACCUUACAAAUUCUUUCAGUAUCCCAUUAUUACAAACCUGGCCACUAGUAAAAGAGGAUUUAUUAAGAGGUUUAAGUUAGUAUUGCUUCCCAUGAAAAGAUUGGCAAAGCAAAUAUGGCAAAUAACACAUAGGAAAAUUGACUAACAAAAUAAGAUUUCCACAAGGUUUGAAGCAUAAAGACUCUUGCAACUCUCUCUUCAGCUUUAUCAUGCAUACGGCUUAAAAUGAAAACAGAGGGAACACCCACCCCCAUAAAACAUUUUGGUAAAACAUAAACCGUGUAUUGCCUUCUAUACAAAUGGUUGUCUGGUACAGGAAUUUACUACAUUAUCUGGAUAUUAUUUUAGAUGUAAUGUCUUCUGUGUAGCGUGGGAUAUUUAAUGUGUGUACUAUGUUGUUAUAUGUUGUAACCUAAUUUUUUGAAGAUGCACCCACUAAAUUAAUUUACUCCCCCCAAUUAAAGCUUUCGUUAAUCAAUUUUCCAGUCAGACAGAUUUAACACUGCAGCUGCUUAACUCUGCAGCCUGUUUUAUGUUGGGAAUAAGCUCUCUCCAGUUAGGGCCAAGUUCUGGGCAAAGAGCUCUUUAAAUCCUUUCCCCAGAAACAUUGACGUCCUGUGGAGGCAGCUGGUGAGCAGCUGGUUAAUAUAAUAAUAAGGCUCUCUCCUUUUCGGCAGCCUAACCAAAGCUGUGGCCAUGGACUGUGAAAUGGUGGGCGUGGGACCCACAGGCAAAGACAGCAUUGUGGCCCGUGUGUCCAUUGUGAACCUCUUUGGCAAGUGUGUUUACGACAAGUAUGUCAAGGCAAUGGAAAAAGUGACAGACUACAGGACGGCCGUCAGUGGGAUUCGGCCUGAAAACCUAACGACAGGUUGGUGCUCUGUGGGUGUACUGAUUUCAUAUUAUGACUGUAAGGAGCUGUAUUUUGUUGAGUCAGGCCAUAUCUGUACUAUACAUUUAAAGAACCAUUCUAUGACAGUCAUGGCUCGCCCCCCCCCCAAAAAAAUAUCUUGGGAAGUGCAGUUUGUGCAAGCCACUGACAAUUGUUAGGAGAGUCCCUGUUCCCCUCCCAGAAUUGCAAUUCCCAGAGUUCCCUGGGAAGAGGGAUUGUUUAAACCACUUUGGGAAUUGUAGUUCUGCGAGGGAAUCAGAAUAAGAGAAUUGUAGAGUUGGAAGGGACCAUGAAAUGCCUGUUAUUUUCAAAAAGGCCCAGAUUGUCCCCCUCACUAGCAAUUGUUGUUGCUGUUGAUGAUGGGUUCUGAUCAGAUUUCAUUCUGGUGUAAACUCUGAUCCAUUGCUCCAUAUUUAUUAAUAUUGAAGAUGAUGAUGAUGUAAACCAGGGGUCAGCAAACUUUUUCAGCAGGGGGCUGGUCCACUGUCCCUCAGACCUUGUGGGGGCACUGGACUAUAUUUUGGACUAUAUUUUGGAGGAAAAAAUGAACAAAUUCCUAUGCUCCACAAAUAACCCAGAGAUGCAUUUUAAGUAAAAAGACACAUCCUCAUGUAAAAACAUGCUGAUUCCCGUACCAUCCAUGGGCCAGAUUUAGAAGGCGAUUAGGCCGGAUCCGGCCCCUGGGCCUUAGUUUGUCUACCCAUGAUGUAAACAAUCUUUAUACUUCACUCAGUCAUAGUUAUGGUUAGUUAUGGGUUUUUCUUCUGAUUGAUUUGUACAUCAUGCUGACUUUACAGCUAUGUUCUCAAAAAUUAAUAUGCAUAUAUUAAAAGAAAAAAAGGCCCUUGUGUGGUGUGUUUCUGUGGACUCCUGUUGUGCUUUUGCUGAGAACAUUUUUCUCUGUGUUUCUUUGGUUGUUCAGGUGAGGAUUUUAAAAUCGUUCAGGAAGAAGUGGCCAGCAUCCUAAAAGGAAGGAUCCUUGUUGGUCAUGCUCUUCACAAUGACUUAAAGGUACAGAGCCCUUAACUUUAUUAUUUUUCUGUAUUGAAUUUUUUAUAUAUCUAUUUCUAUGCUGCCCUUCAUCAGAAGGUCACAGGGCAGUUUACAAUAAAAAAAAUUACAAAAAAAUAUAUAGCAUAGUAAAAAACAAAAAUAAUCCCUCCUGCACAAUAUUUUAUAUCCCACCUUUUUCUCCCAAAAGCUCAAGGUGGUGUUACGUGGUUUUCCUCAUUUAAUCCCUACAACAACCCUGUGAAGUAGGUUAGGCUGAGAGAGGCAGCAACUAGCCCAAGAUCACAGCCAUGAGCUUCAUGGCCGCCUGGGGAUUUGAACCCUGGUAUCCCAGGUCAUAGUCUGACAUGCUACCACUGCACCACAGUGGCUCAUUGUCUUUCAACCCUUGCCUUUCAUUGUUGGUAUUCAGAGACUUGCAACCAGUCUGGUUUUUCAUCUGCCUCUCCCACCCCGAACUCAACCAGAGAGGCCACGCUUCCUCUCCUCUUGAGGUCUCCCACUCUGAGAUGUCCUAUCCUGGGCUGUGAUUGUUCUCUUGUCAGCUGAAAUUUGAAUAGCAAUUUGCAAGCCCAGUUGCUUCUCACUCAGGUUACCUGUUCAGGUUUCAACUGUGCGUGCUACUCUGAUGUCUCGAUUACACCGUGAGCAAUGUUCACAGUGGAAACCUUUUGACUGUUUUCAGAUCUUGUUCCUUGACCACCCCAAGAAGAGAAUCCGGGAUACACAAAGAUACAAGCCUUUCAAACAAGAGGUCCAGGUAGGAACUGAGAGACAUCCCCCUCUCCCAUCUCAAAUCAACAGACUCUACAUUGGGGUUGGGAACCUCCGCCCAAUGGGCUGGUCUUGGCCCAAUAGGGGGUUUCACCUGUAAAUCCUGAUGAGUGGGGGAGGAGGGAGGGCUCAACCUUGCUGAGUGCUGCUUCCUGUCAAAAGCAGGCUUUCAGUGUGGGGGGUGAGAUAAAGAUCUGGCCCACUGGGCCAAAAAAGGUUCCCCUCUCCUUUAAAUUGAAAAGUAUGGAGGCUAGAAGAAGAAGAAGAGUUUGGAUUUGAUAUCCCGCCUUUCACUCCCUUUAAGGAGUCUCAAAGCGGCUAACAUUCUCCUUUCCCUUCCUCCCCCACAACAAACACUCUGUGAGGUGAGUGGGGCUGAGAGACUUCAAAGAAGUGUGACUAGCCCAAGGUCACCCAGCAGCUGCAUGUGGAGGAGCGGAGACGCGAACCCGGUUCACCAGAUUACGAGACUACCGCUCUUAACCACUACACCACACUGGCUACUAGAACUUGGGGCCGUUGAUCAUUCCACUGCCAUUUUCCUUCUGGACAAGUUUCAUUGGUCUGGCAGCUCUACUUAUGCAAAUCUUCUGGUCCAAGUGUCGGCUGUUACGUCACUUUUAUAUUGGAAUAUAUAAUUGGUGGUAUUAUUAUUAUUAUUGCAAUUUUGAAUGAUUUGAUUGGAUUUGUCAUUAAUUGGAGGAUUCUAUUGAAAAUGAAUAAAAAUUAUUUACAAAAGAGAGAGAGAGAGAGAAUCAGGACUUGGAAGAUAAACCACUAAUUGGAUUUUUCUUAGGGGCAGCAUGUGGUUAUAGCCACAUUCAGGAUGGACUUGAAAGGUGCAAAUUAGAACGCUUGGUACAAAAGAUUAUAGCAUAUUGGACUUAUGGGAAAAAUUGACUUAUUACCGUACCUUUCCGUCUAUAAGAUGCCCCCAUGGAUAAGACGCCCCCUAUUUUGGGGGACUCAAAUUUCAGAAAAAGGGGGAAAGAUGGCUCUGCUUUUUUGCGGAGGAUUGCCCAAGGUUUUACAGCUGGGGGGAGGGAUUGCCAAAAAUCGCUCAUACGCAGCAUCCAUGCUGACCAUUGCCGGCAGCUGUCAAUCGCCCACUUGCCACAGCGACAGCCAAUCGCAAACAGACUCUUCCUCAGCAAAAAAUCUCUUACCCGACUGAGAAAAGCUGUCCGCUGGCAAUUGUACGCGUCCCAGAACAGCAGCCGCCAAUUGCGGCAGCGACUGCCAAUCCACAGCAGUGUUUGCUGCAGAAACCAAUCACCAACCCAAUUAGAGAAGCAGCAGCCAAUCCAAAGCAGCCCUUCUAGCAGCCAACAGUUGUCACUGACAAGCUCCUGCUCACAGCUGCAGCCAAUCACCCAUCCACCCCAUUCACUAUCCAUGUAUAAGACGAGGCACGUUUUUAAACAAAAUUUAGAGUAAAAAAACCUUGUCUUAUACAUGGAAAAGUAUGGUAAUUAACAAAUGGACAGAAUUAAAGAUAGGCAAGAGGAAAAAAGCACAAAUAUACUUUGUGGGAGAAGGGUGGAGCUUUGUUUCAUUUACAAAUGCCAGAUGUGGAUUCCUGCAUUUCAGGGUAGCAAGUAAAAAGGCAUUGUCCAGCUGUGUGCUUUUUAGGUUUUAUUUAACAGACAUAAGGGAGAUUUGUGCAUCAUCCAUUAAUGCAAAUGGUCAAGACCAAAGCAGAUUGACUUUUGUGGCAAUCUUGGAUCCCUUGAGCUUUCUCAACAGUUAAAACUCAGGAUUUGUUAGUGUCGGCCAAAUUGUUGGUGGCCUCACAGCAACACAAAGAAAUCAAGCACAGUACCUCCUCUUCAAACCAUGAUUUCUCCUUUCAUAUAGAGUGGGAGGCCAUCUUUGAAGCUGCUCUGUGAGAAACUGCUGAAUGUGAAGGUGCAAGCUUUGGAACACAGUUCAGUAGGUAUUCUUUCAUUAGGUUCUGGUUGCAAGUGACAUAUUAUUCCGGGCUCAGAAAGGAAAUAAUAGGGAAAUGUAUUCUAUUUUACUGGGGAGCUUGCUCUUGUUUAACCCUGGGCUAUCUCCUAAUUGGUUAUAUUUCCUUUUCUAAGAAAUUACAACUUUUAAUAAAUUCUUACUGGUACACUGGCCAUCACUUCUUAACACUGCUAACUUCCCCCGCCCUAUAUCUAACCCACUUUACAUAAGCUUUACCGAAAUGAACAUCUUAUGUUUCUAGCUUAUUUUUUUGCUAAAAUGCGAAAACUGAUCAUGUUACUUUUUUUCUUCCUUAGUAAUGUCAAAGAGACAUUACGGUACAGUUCCAGGCAUGUAUACUCAGCAGUAAACACCCAUGUCCACUCAGAUGUAAGGCUGAUUGGGUUCAAUAUAUCUUACACCCAGGAAAUUGCAUAUAGGAUUGCAACUUAAGUGUCCCAACAGUUUUCUAUGCCAUUUCCAUAAAUGAUGUGCUUGAAUCUUAAAAUAAAGAUGAGUUCACACAUGUCCUUGUCACGUAUCGACUGAUAAUUUGCAUAUAUAACACAGCCAUCAAAAAACAAAUGUCUCAGAGAGAGCUUUUAUAUGAUCUCAAAGACUAUGCUUUUUAAUGGGGAGGACCAUAGCUCAGUGGUAGAGCAUCUCAUCUGAAUGUAGAAGGGCCCAGGUAUAAUCCCAUGCAGGACUAAGAAAAUGUUCUUUGUCUGAAACCCUGGAGAGCCACUGCCUGUUAGCUGAGACAAUACUGAGCUAGAUGGGCCAAUGGUCUGACUCAGUAUAAGGCGGCUUCUUAUGUUCCUAUUAAGUUUUUAUAUCUCUGUCCCACCUUCCUUUUUCAAAUGAAAACCAAAGUAGUUAAUGCAAGCCUUAUGAAAUGCUUUUUGUCCUCCUCAUGUGAUGUGGCUGUUUGCUGGUAGAAUGUGCAAUGUACCAGCUUUCCAAAUCAGGGGAAGGGUUAUAAUUUUGUCAUUUAAGCUGCCCAUUGUUGUUUGUAGAAAUGUGAGAGUAAUUGGGGAACAACCAGGAGUUACAUCAUUCCUGCAGUCAGGUCACUUGGCAAGAUUUCAUCCUGUUGAUUCCAUCACUUGACACAAAGUCAACUAAUUCAUUGUAUCCUAAACUUGUUGCUCAUUUCUCUCUCUCUCUCUCUCUCUCUCUCUCUCUCUCUCUCUCUCAGAUUCAGGAUGCCCAAGCAGCCAUGAGGCUGUACAUGAUGGCGAGGAAGCAGUGGGAAGCCUCGCUCAAAGAAAAAUCAAAGACCAAGAAAUAAUAAAUCUGAGUAUCUCUGGAUAUGUCCUGCUUGCUGUACUGCCCAGCACUGACUUGAGUAAAAAUAUCAGUUGUCCUACUGGCCUUUCCCCUUGGACCCUUUUGUUUGCCCUUGGUCAGCUACCAUACAAAAAAUACUCCCAAGUUAUUCAUUUAUGAAACUCUUCUAUUUGCUUCUGCAACUGACAGCUUCCUGGAGCCUCUCUCUCAUAAGCUUGGGACACAGUGAAAUACAAUUAUUUCCUUAACUGUAGAAGAAGAAGAAGAAGAAGAGUUUAGACUUGAUAUCCCACCUUUCACUCCCUUUAAGGAGUCUCAAAGCGGCUAACAAUCUCCUUUCCCUUCCUCCCCCACAACAAACACUCUGUGAGGUGAGUGGGGCUGAGAGACUUCAAAGAAGUGUGACUAGCCCAAGGUCACCCAGCAGCUGCAUGUGGAGGAGCAGGGAAUUGAACCCGGUUCGCCAGAUGACAAGUCCACCUCUCUUAACCAUUACACUACAGUGGCUCUGGUUGCCUUCAAAUUUGCUAUUUGAUAUACCAUUCAAGGAUAGCACAAGCCCAAUAACCAAACUAGUGCUUCACCUGCCACUCCAAGGAAGUCUAUGAUUUCUCUCCAUAAAUGCUCUGAAAAGAAAGAAACAGCUGCCUCUACCCAUAACCCCACUUUUGCACAUUGAGCUGACUGUACUAUCAUAUUGAAAAUAUAUGAACAUUUCGCCAACUCUGCAUACCAUUGAGCUCCUGUUGAGAUAAAUCAGGUUCCUGCUUUCAAAUAGGCUGUUGAAAUUAGACAACUUGUUUCCCCCUAAAGUGAAACAUGAGCCAGCCAAAAUGUUGAUAUGGCUUAUGUACCAGCAGAUGGGAACCAGCAGGGCCCAGGGCUUUGUUGCUGGACAAUGAAUGAAUCGUUUGAAAGGUGAACAGCUGUAGCAAGUACACCUCUGGCAUCAGUUUGGUGAACAUACAAAGCUGUCAGAAGUUAAGAGAGGAGCUCGGAGCCAUUGGCCUGAGUGCCAGAGGAAAUCCACAUAAACUUCAAAAUCUAUGCAAACUUGUAUAUUUGUAAGCUGGAAGCAUAAUAAGCCAUGAAAACAGAGGCACUUCGUGAUUCUGGUGACAACUGCUUGUAAACACUGAUAAUCAGUUGGCUUACAAUUCCUUUCAGGUCACCAGCUGCUUUCUCUCACUAGCAUCCAGAGAACUAGUUCUGCAGGCAGAAAGGGGAGCUUUAGGCAUGAUUUCUCACUCUUCAAAUAGCACAGUGUAUGGCAAGCUGCUUUUGAAAGGGGGAAGUUUCAAGAGCAAGUAAAAAUAAAGUAUAUGGAGCAGCAAAAAUCCCCAAAAUUCAUUGGAUUAGUUAAAUAUCUGCAUCUGAAGCUGAAUACCUCGGCAACACCACAGACAGGGACAAAGUAGAUGCCUUGAUUGGAUUUCCUAAUUUUUAAAAUAGCAUUGACUACCAAACUGAAGGACCACAUAUUCUCAUCUGGUAUUCAUAUUUAUUGACUGUUUUGUAAAACAAAAGUGUAUAGAAGGUUUAAGAUUUCCCUGAAAUAUGGCAGGUUCCUUGAAUGCUGUUGCUGACUUACAAAUAGUGCAAAGAAGCAAUCUUCUAGAGCAGACUUGUCUCAUUUCAGGCAAGGAGCCCUGCAGGUAGGGGUAAAAGAUACAUGCUUUAAAGAAUACUUCUGAAGAUUCAGAGCUUUCAAAAUAAAGAGCUGAUGUUUGUGUUUUGUUAUCAUUUACCUUUUUUCUGCAGUUUAGAGAGUGCCUUUUCUGCUAGAGCAACUAUUUCCUGGUUGGGGAAAUAAGCAAGUGUCAGAUGCCAGUUUUUGUUUUGUUUUUAAAACUUCUUUUCAUUAAGGUAGCUCCUUUUUUAUGCCAAUCCUCCUAUGACUCUUUCAGAUGUAUGCUAUGUCCCUUUAAAGCUUGACAAUUAAAACUAAUGAAUGC
This is a messenger RNA of Podarcis lilfordi (Lilford's wall lizard), 16321 nucleotides long. The record is from the annotation of a GenBank genome assembly. Lineage: Eukaryota; Metazoa; Chordata; Lepidosauria; Squamata; Lacertidae.